CAACGAUCCCAUUGUCUACACAAGAGAGACGACAGCAUCGCGCGCACCGCACCUCGCAGCAGCGUGUGCACCGGCGGGACAUCCAGCCCAGCAACAUACAACCACAACAACACCCUUAUUGAACACUCCAACUCGGCCGCACACGCACGUCGUAUCGGUCGCAUCACACUCGUAACCUAACCACACACAACACAUCAACCCACUCACCACCCACCAACCAUGGGCAAUUGCUUCUCCGACCCGUCAAAACCCAGCGGCCAGGGCCAGCGGCUCGGCUCGGGCCCCUCGAGCCCCGCGCAGGGCGGGCAAGGCGGCGGCAGCAGCAACCAGAAUAGGCCGGCGACCAAGCCGCGUCCGGCCGGCUCGACUGCCCCUCCACAGACGCUCGGCGGUGCCGCCGGCGGUAGUGGGCCAGGUGGUAGCGCAGACGACCCACGAUCGGCGGCACUCGCUGCGGCCGAGGCACGCGCACAAGCGGCCGGCACCAAGGGCGUGUCGACGGCCAACCCCAAGGCGGGGCAGCUGAGCGCCAAGCUGGCGGCGGAGCGUCGCUCGCCCUCGACCACACAGAAGCCCAACGAGCGGCUGAUGGACGCCGGCCAGUGGAACUAGAGGGGAGGAGCAGGCGGUCCGUGGGCGUGUUGUACGUGAUAUACCAUUCUUUGUCCUCGUGGAUUCUGCAUUAUUUGGUCGUGGG
Vanrija pseudolonga is the source of this 697-nucleotide messenger RNA. RefSeq lists its product as uncharacterized. The record is from RefSeq and is a predicted model, not a curated record. Lineage: Eukaryota; Fungi; Basidiomycota; Tremellomycetes; Trichosporonales; Trichosporonaceae. Bases 220 to 612 code for a protein of 130 amino acids. The transcript has 3 exons.